Molecule: messenger RNA, 1581 nt
Organism: Penicillium canariense
Lineage: Eukaryota; Fungi; Ascomycota; Eurotiomycetes; Eurotiales; Aspergillaceae
Product: sugar porter family MFS transporter
Exons: 3
Coding region: 1-1581 (526 amino acids)
Biological process (GO): transmembrane transport; carbohydrate transport
Cellular component (GO): membrane
Molecular function (GO): carbohydrate:proton symporter activity
Source: RefSeq, a predicted model, not a curated record
AUGGGCCUGAAGCCGUAUCUGGGCCUUCGCGGCAAUGCACUCCUUCGAGCAGCUGUCAUGCUGGUCGUAUGUCCCACAUUCACCUGCUAUGGAUAUAACAUGAGCGUGGCGGGCGGUCUCUUGACGCUGGACGCGUUCAACAAUCAAUUUCCUCGAAUGGAUACUAUCCACACGACCGGUGCCGUGCAACAUGAAAACUCGACGAUUCAAGGCACCGUGAUUGCUCUCUACACUGUGGGCGGGAUCUUCGGAGCGCUCUCCUGCGUCUCUCUGGGUGAUCUCCUCGGACGCAAGAAGGUGAUCUUCUGGACAAAUUUGAUCACGAUUAUCGGCGCGAUCUUGAUGGCCACCUCCUUCGAUUUUGCCCAGUUCAUCGUCGCAAGACUAGUUCUUGGUCUCGGAAUUGGCGGAUACGUCGCCACGGUGCCCGUCUGGCAGUCCGAACUAUCACCCGCUCAUAAGCGAGGCUCGAACGUAGUGACCGAUGGCAUUUUCGUGGGUGCCGGCGUGACCAUCGCUCUCUGGAUUGAUCUCGGCUUCUACUUCGUGAAGGAUAACUCGGUGGCAUGGCGAUUCCCUCUCGCCUUCCAGGUGAUCUUGUCACUGGUAGCCAUGAUCUUUAUCACGGUGCUGCCGGAAUCCCCCCGCUGGUUAAUCAAGACCGGCCGGCUCGAAGAGGCCCGGCAGGUGCUAUCAGCCCUCCUUGAACUCGAGCCAGACUCAGAGACGAUCACUGAAAGCAUUCACCAAAUCCAAGCGACCCUGGCGGUCUGCGGAAAUACCUCCUGGACGGCCAUGUUCACCAACGGAGAGCAGCGUCUUUUCCAUCGUGCGUAUCUCGCCGCGACGGGUCAGAUGUUCCAGCAGAUGUGCGGUGUGAAUCUCAUCACCUACUACGCCACAAACAUCUUCCAGCAAUAUCUCGGGCUCGACGCCGUCAAGUCCCGCAUCCUCGCCGCAGCCAUGGGUCUGAUGCAGCCUUUCGGUGGCUUCCUCGCCUAUUAUACCAUCGACCGACUCGGUCGUCGACCACUCAUGCUGUGGAGUGCAGCAGCCAUGUCCGUCUGUAUGGCUCUUCUGGCCGGGACCACAUCCCCCGGGGCGGCAGACAAUACGGCGGCCCUAGUCGUCGCCGUGAUUGCGCUCUAUUGCUUCCAGUUCAUCUUCACCGUCGGCUACUCGGGCCUGACCUUCCUCUACGCGGCCGAGAUGGCGCCCCUGCAGGUCCGGGCUGCCGUCAGUGCCGUCUCCACGGCCACGGUGUGGGCGUUCAACUUCUUACUCGCGGAAGUAACCCCCGUCGGCUUUGCCUCCAUCAACAACUACUACUACCUGAUCUUCGCGGUGCUAAAUGCGCUCAUUGUGCCAUCCGUGUACUUCUUCUUCCCGGAGACCAAGGGACGGUCGCUGGAAGAGAUCGACGAGAUCUUUGCCCAGUCGAAGAGCAUCUUUGACCCGCCGCGCGUGGCACGCCGCAUGCAGCAGACCCUCAAGGCCCGUCAGCCCAGCUCAGCCGGCCAGCCCGAUACAGAAAGUGGUGGAGAGAAUAGCGUAUAUGUGGAGGAAGGUGUCAAGGCUUAG